AUGGAUAAACCAGAGGUUACCAUAAAAGACGUCUACAUACUUAUAAAAGAGGUAAAUGUAAAUCUUAGUCAGAGAAUCGAGAGAAUUGAAGAAGUUACAAACAAUUUAUCAACGGCUAUAUACGCAGAGGUUGAAACUGUCAAAACUAAAGUACACUAUCUUGAAGAAGAAAAUAAAGAACUGAAAAACCUAUUGUCUAAGAUAGAGAAAAAGACUGUCGCUAACAACCUGAUAUUUUACGGUAUACUCGAAGAUCCUGAAGAUCUCCCAGAAAAUCUAGAGGAGAAAAUUAGAGAACUGGUAGUAAACAAAUUGAAGGUUUCUCUGGAAAAGACAGAAAUAAAUAAUAUAUUCAGAUUGGGAAAACGAAGCAACCAUACAAGACCAAUCCUACUAUCCCUCACAACCUACCUUAAAAAACGGGAAAUACUGAAAAACUGCUCGAAACUGAAAGGAAGCAAGAUAUUUGUGAGUGAGGAGUUGCUUAAGGAAGAAUUGAAAGAAAGAAAGAUAUUACUAGAAGGAUUGAAAGAGGCGAGAAAUAACUCUCAGAAAGCAAAUAUAAAGGGAAAUAAACUGAUUGUAGAAGACAAGAUAUACUCAGUUGCCGAAGUGAAAAAUACCCUCAGAAAUCCUAAAGACGAUUUUUCCAAUAUAUCAACAAGAGAGACUUCAAGUGAACCACCCACACCCUCCCCGAAGAAAUACGAAAUAGAGGAAGAAAUUAUAAUACCAACACAACCAUCACAGGUCGAAACCAAAUUAGCAGAAGGAUCCAAGUACAGGAACGAAGAAAGAGUUGGGAGAGAAAAACAGAAAAUCAACGUGGGCAAUAAAAAAAAUCUCUGGAAUAUAGUGCAGGAUAUCAGUGGCAAGAAACAAUCAGACAAACAAAUACAGGGUAUAAAAGAUGAAAAUGGUGAAUUACUGAACGAAAAUAUAGAUAUUGCGAACGAGUUCAAUAAUACAUUCAUUGAAACUGGUAAAAAACUUGCUGAAAAAAUCAAAAGAAAUCCGAAAUUCAAAUCAAACACUAAAAGACUAACAAAUUCCAUAGUUAUCCUUCCUACCGACCCGGCUGAGUUGAAGGAUCUUAUUAAUGACCUGAAAAACAAAAAAUCUGUAGGUGAAGACCAAAUUCGAGCUGAAACACUAAAACAAAUUGCAGGCAACAUCGUAAUCCCUCUUGCUUAUAUCUUGAAUCGAUGUAUAGAUAAGGCAAUAUGGCCAACUUGUUUCAAAAACUCAGUUGUCAUUCCAAUACAUAAAAAUGGGGAUAAAUCCGCUGUUUCCAAUUAUAGGCCCAUUUCACUGAUAACGAAUCUAUCAAAAGUAUUCGAAAAAUUAUUAAAAGAAAGACUUAUAUCUUUCAUAAAUAAAUACGGCCUGUUUUCUCCCAGACAAUUUGGCUUUAGAGAAAAAAUUUCCACAGAAGAUGCUGUACUACAUAUCACAGAGAAAAUACACCAAGCUCUUGAAAUGGGAAAUCCAUGUUUAUGCUUAUUCAUCGACCUAAAAAAGGCAUUCGAUACUGUCAGCCAUAAACUGCUCUUGGAGACAUUAGAAAACAUUGGAAUAAGAGGAAAUGGUAAUAAGCUCAUGGAGAGCUAUUUGGAUAAAAGGACCCAGAGAGUAAAAAUUGGUGAUGUCUCAAGUGACUCAAAAAUCAUAGAGUAUGGAAUACCCCAAGGAACAGUCCUAGGACCAGUGUUAUUCAACUUGUAUGUAAAUGAGCUGUUCUCAGUUGCUAGUAAAGGUGACAUCAUAGGAUAUGCUGAUGACACUGUUAUUUUUUAUCAGGCCCCCACGUGGCAAGAAAUAAAAAGUACUGCAGAAAAAGACUUCGAAUUUGUCAAAGAUUGGUUUGAUGACAAAUUAUUAACAGGUAUUGUCAAAGGCCCCUCCGAUAUCACCGAACAUUGCAAGCAGAAUCUCCUCUGCGUUGAGGGUGCCUUCCACCUCUCUAAGAAGAUGAUGAAGGGCGUCUACAGUAGAUCUACCCGCCCUAUAAGCAAACUGUUUGCUGUGGAGCUUUAA
Messenger RNA from Harmonia axyridis, 2037 nucleotides. RefSeq lists its product as uncharacterized. The transcript has 3 exons. Bases 1 to 2037 code for a protein of 678 amino acids. The record is from RefSeq and is a predicted model, not a curated record. Lineage: Eukaryota; Metazoa; Arthropoda; Insecta; Coleoptera; Coccinellidae.